CGGAAAUAAACCACAAUUUACUCUAUAUUUGGUGGUGCUCUGAUGUCUGUGCUGAAGGAGGUAGGAGAGGACAGACCGGUGUUCAGCUGAGACUGCUAUAAAGUUGGUAAAGUGCAUUUAACCCAUGUAUGAGCGUUUAUCAGAGAUGGAGAAAACUUUACCCAAAUUCGCCUUCAUCUUCUGGAUUUAUUGUCUAAUUCUAUUAACAGAUGUCGGACAAGGCUCCAACAUCUGUACUUCUCGAGGGGCCAGUACAUGUCAGCAGUGCCUGGCAGUGCAUCCUUCCUGUUCCUGGUGCUUUCAAGAGGAUUUUGGUCAAGAUGUUCCUGGCUCCUCACGAUGUGACCUAAAGAAGAACCUGAUAGAGGCAGGAUGCAGGAGAGGAGCUCUGGAGUAUCCCGUCAGCAAAAUGUCUGUAAUAGAAGACAAACCUCUCAGCGAUAAGGCCAUGGGAUCCUCUACCGAUGUCACUCAGAUCCAACCCCAGAUCUUGCACAUCACUCUGAGACCUGAUGAUUCCAAGGUCUUUACACUGAAAGUCCGGCAAGUGGAGGACUACCCUGUGGACUUGUAUUAUCUGAUGGACCUGUCCUUCUCCAUGAAUGAUGACUUAUCUCAGUUACAAAAACUGGGGCGGGGCCUGGCCGAAGAGAUGAGCAAAACCACCAGUAAUCUGCGGAUGGGCUUUGGGGCUUUUGUGGACAAACCAGUGUCCCCAUACAUGUUCAUCUCCCCUCCAGAGGCUGUGUUAAAUCCAUGCUUCUCAAUCCCACACAAAUGCCAGCCUCAGUUUGGCUACAGACACAUUCUGUCUCUGACGGAGGAGGUGAACCGCUUUACAGAAGAGGUGAAGAAACAGAAGGUGUCUCGGAACAGGGACGCUCCAGAAGGAGGCUUUGACGCCAUCAUACAGGCAGCCGUGUGCAAGGAUAAAAUUGGUUGGAGGCCAGGUGCGUCUCACUUACUGGUUUUUACCACUGAUGCCAAGACACAUGUGGCACUGGAUGGGCGCCUGGCAGGUAUUGUGCGACCCAAUGAUGGCCAAUGCCAUGUGGGCACAGACAAAAUCUACGACAUGUCUACAACUAUGGACUACCCGUCCCUGGCAUUAAUCACAGAGAAAAUGUCAGAGAACAAUAUAAAUCUGAUCUUUGCUGUGACCAGCCAUGUGGAAUCACUCUAUAAGAACUACAGUGAGCUGAUCCCUGGUACUGCAGUGGGCAUUCUAUCUGAGGACUCACAUAAUGUGAUCCAGUUGAUCCAGGAUGCAUAUGCUAAACUGCGCUCUAAGGUUGAGCUGGAACUCUUGAAUGUCCCAGAAGAGCUCAGUCUGACAUUUAAUGCAACAUGUCUCAAUGGAGAGGUCAUCCCUGGACUAAGAUCCUGCUCUGGACUCAAAAGAGGAGAUACAGUGUCCUUCACUGUAGAGGCUCAUGCCAGGGGCUGCCCCAAGGAAAAGCGCAAGACCUUCACCAUCAAACCGGUGGGCUUCAAGGACACCCUGCAGAUCAGAGUCCACUUUGAGUGUGAGUGUAAAUGCCAAGCCAGGGCUGAGCCUGAAAGCCCUGUCUGUCACCACGGCAACGGCACCUACGAGUGCGGCAUAUGCCUGUGUAACCCAGGGCGACUGGGUCCCAGGUGUGAGUGUGCAGAGGGUGACUACAGCCCCACCGAGCAGGAUGCCUGCACCGGGCCAGACAAAGUGAUAUGCAGCAGUCGGGGAGAGUGCGUGUGCGGACAGUGCAUGUGCCACAAUAACGAUUUCGGCAAGGUGUGGGGCAAGAGGUGUGAGUGUGACGAUUUCAGCUGUCUGCGCUACAAAGGGGAGCUCUGCUCAGUGACUCGCCUCAAUCCGGGUGGCGGAGGACGAAUCUCAGUUGCCUCCGCGUCUGAGACCGUCAAUCCACGCAUCUUAUCACGUGGCUUGUUGAGUGUGUUACCGCGGAGACGUAGCAUGUGUGGAGGCCCACGCUAUUCUUCGCCGCAUCCACAUACAACUCACCACGCGCCCCACCGAGAGCGAGAACCACACAUUACAGCAACCACGAGGAGGUUACCCUUUAUGACUCUACCCUUCCUAGCAACCGGGCCAAUGUGGUUGCUUAGGAGACCUGGCUGGAGUCACUCAGCAUGCCUUGGAAUCGAACUUGCAACUCCAGGGGUGGUAGUCAGCGUCAAUACUUGCUGAGCUACCCAGGCCCCCAAUAUAUAGUUUUAUGUGGACGGAUUAGAACCUUUAACUUCUUAUGCAAUGAGCGGAUUAAUUACCACUAGACCACUCAGUCAGACUGCUAUAUCUUUUCUAACUGAUCUGAAUAACUACUUUCGCACAGCGGGCCAGCAAACCUCCAAACAAUCCUGUAGACUUACAUUGACAAUGUUUGUGGCGAGCAGGGCGGGGCCAAGCAGCAAAGCUGGGGAGAUAAGUAGUGAAUGAGGUCCAGCUGUGUGCCACACCGGUCUGGUGUUCGAGUGAGGGGUGGCGGGAGUAUUUAAGGAGAGGAGACAGCGGCAGACGAGAGAGAGAUGCACAAAGCUGUCUGUGUGUGUGUGUGUCUGCGUGUCAGGAUGCUGAAAAGCAAACCUUUUGUGUACUGCUGAAAAGCAGUGUCUUAUUGUGUGGGAUUGAAAAGUGCAACAAUAAAUGUUUACGUGUUUUGUCAAGCCGGCCCCAGCUUCCUCCUUUCCUUAAUUGUUACAAUGUUCAAACAGGCAAUGGAAUGCUCGUUAAUUCAAACUCUAACUGUCAAACAUUUAAAAUGUAAACAAACACGCACAAGGCCUACUAUUCACCUUAUUCAGCCCUGCCCCUUUUCCGUGCCCAGUUCUUCUGAAUUUUGUCAUCUAACUUCCUGUUUGUAUUGUAGCUACUAAAAAGAGUCGAUCAAAAUGGAUUAUAUGUGGGAGCACAAAGUAUUUUUCACCAAGUGUUGAUGGUGUGAAUCUACAGCACCCCUUUACUAUGCGAAAAUGCUCGUUAGGUGUUUUUUCUGUCACUUUAAAUGACAAUUGGACCUGGCAAAUCAUAUUCGGACAGCUAUGGCAUACUGCACUUUUUCAUAACACAAGUGUUUAAUUGUUGUGUAAUUCUCCUUAAUUUUUAGGUUUCAACUUAUUAGUAAUUUGUGUUAAAAUGUGUAACUGAUAUGAAAUUUCCAACAGUGACAGCUCGUAUUAUUACACACGCAGUUUCAACAUUAAGGAAAAUUACAGUUGUACUUUUUAAAAUUAAUUUGUCACCGUAAAAUUUAAAAUUGUUGUAAACGGAAAAUAAAAUAAAACAUACACUUUCACAUGUGUAUGUGUGUGUGUGUGUAUGAAUAUAGUGUCACCCCUCCCCCGACCCAGUUUAAUGCUCAAAAAAUCUGCUUACCUUAACUAUAACGCAAUGGGUGAAUGACAUGAGAAGAUGGUCAGAGGUGUCGUAUGAGAUAUUUUUAAUGACUUUGUGUUGUCUAUUGGAGUUUUGUGAGCACAGAGGCACAUCAGUACAUCCAGAGCAUAAAGGUAGGAUCUUGUGUAUUUGUGAAUGAAGUACACUUGUUUUAAAAUCUCCCCGCUCUGCUUCCAGUUGUUAUGACACCCCCUGAACACUUUAAAAUACUCAUGAUAGCUUUUGACAACUCUAUUCCGUAAAUCCACUUUGCUAGCUAAUUACACUUUGACAUCAACACCAUAGAUAUUUAUAUAGAACCGCUAGAACGGAAGUUCCGAGACAACAUUUUCAAAAUGGCUGCGUGCUAGUUUCUCUGGCGCAUAAGGUUAAUAGACCAUUUCAAGGAUGUAAACAAUACCGCCUCGUCCUAACCAGACGCGAUAAGAUUCCAGCAACAAGCUAUCUGCCUGUCCACACCAGACGCGAUGCAACAAUAUUCAUACACUAUAAUGAGGAUUAUUGACAAUAAAAUAUAGAAAUCAGAGCAAUCACAGAUGGAAUUUUGUGUUUAUUGAACGCAACUCACUGAAAUGCUUUCUACGUCAAGCCCCGAGGGGAUAAAUACUCAAUCACACACAUACACAGGGCAAAGUUACUUUAUGAAUCGCAUCCUUCUUCAGUCUGUUACGACUGUUUAUGUUCACGCGGUACUCCUGUUGUUAUUUCGACGAUCUCCACGUAACAGGGAAGUGGAGAGAAAGUUGGAACGAGCUGUUAUGUCUCCUCACUACCAUUCUGAAGCGGUGUGUGUGUGUAUAUGUGUAUAUGUGUGUAUGUGUGUGUGUGUGUGUGUGUGAGAGACAGAGCUCCAGCUAAAGAGAACAAGACCUCAAGUGCAACAUUCAGUAGGUGUGUGACACCCUCUGCCAAAAUAUAAGUUGUUCUGAACCGGCUAAUGAGUUGCUGGCUUUAAUAUACUGUAAUAAGAAUCAUUUAUACCCAUUUGUUGACUGCGCUGGCCGACGCAUUGUCGCAGAAAUAGAAACCAUUCCAAAAAUAGAAAGCCCUGUCUCUGUCACUCAUCAUGUGGACAAAAACUCAGAUUAACAUGGAAAAGUUACCUUUUAUCGCGUGUCGCGGAGCAUCUGGUUAGGACAUGGUGUAAGAAAGGAAUUAGAACGCUACUGCGCAUGUGGUACCCUAAAGCAUUUCCGGUAAUGGCAUUUUUAUAACUCAGAACUGUCCAAAUAAAAUGACUAGUGCAUACUUUUAGAGCUAAAACAAAACAAACAAGAUAAUAAUGAAAAUAAACAAUGAGGUGUCAUUAAUGGAUCUUUUAAUUAAGACUGUUGAGUCAAAAAAAAUUCUCAAAGAGAAUCAAACAUUACCUGAAGUGACUUAUCCAGAUGUGUUGUUGAUACUGAGCACAUCCAUGUGAGAGAGAAUAUGAAAGUGUAUCCUAGUUCAUAAUUAUUUCCUCAGUGGCAAGGUUGGGAAUAUUGGAUCCUUCAGUUAUUAUCACUGAAACUGUUAACGCUGUAAGUGUUAUAAAAAAAACUUUUCUUGUGUGUCUCUUUCUGCUGCGCUAGCUUUUAUACUACUCCAGCUACUCUGCGAUCUUGGCAGUGCAAUACUGCAGAUAUUGUUUACUUUUUUGUGACAAAUUGCUUUUGUGUCCCUCCUUUGUAAGUCAGUUUGGAUUAAAGCAUCUGCUAAAUUAAUAAAUGUAAAUUAGUUGCACAGCUUAAUUCAUUAUAAUGGGAUCUAUAGUCACUUAUAAAGCCUGUAAAGAAAUACUCUGACUUAACUAACCAGCUAAACUCUACCUAUCAAAUUUACUGUUAACUGGCAAAAAUGUUGUUCACCUACCUGAGAUAAGAUGUGUGCUGCUACAUCCCACAGUUGUUAGUGCUGCAAGUUGUUAUCUGAAGGUCUACUUGGCUAUCUAUCUAUCCAUCUAUCUUUAAAAAAAUUUCAGAAAGGCUUUGUCAAGCCAAUCUAGUUAUUGAUUAAUCAAGCUUCAGUUUUCAGAACAAGAUGUGACAACAAACAUGCCAUUGUUUUAGUUCUAUAAGUAGUUCCAUAAGGCCUCAGUGGCAUAAUCCCAGAAGUCCAUUUUGUCAAGAAUAUGCCUGUCACAGACUGAUGAUGUCACUGAACUAAGAAUAGUCCAGUAAGGGCAGAAAGUGGGGCUUGGGCUGAUGUGCAGGGUUUGUAUUGUUUUUCUGUGGGAAGUGUAAGUACAUGCAAAAUCAUGUUAUUUUUUACAUUUGGCUAGCCUUUGUCUUCGGUAUUUCUGUUUGGUUUUGGUUUUUAUUUAGCUGACAUUAGUGUUCUCUUUAUCCACCAAAGUCCCAGAUCACUCAUCGCCACUGUUUUGCAAAGGAAUAAAACAUUAUAAUCUCCAACGCAAACAUACACACCGUCACAGAUGUGUUAAUACACAUAAUUGUAUCUACAAACCACACUUGUAAUGGGGCUCGGCAUUCUCCCAUUGUAAGUCAAGUGAAAUAUAUGAGGCUUAUCAAAGCUCUUAGCAAUUCUGUUACGGUCCUGACAUUCCACAGCCUUAGAUGUCCAUUUUUAGAAAUCUGUGUAAUAAAAAAAGAAAAGAAAAAAAUAUUAAAUCAUUUUUGACAUCCGUCAUGCUUGAUUGCCAGCGGAAAUUCAAUUUGUGCAGUAUGCACAGCCUCAGCAUAAUAUUUGGGAAAGAGUAAUUUUUUCUAUGCAUAUAAGGAAUGUACAACUUCUUACAUGAGGCACUUUAUGGGUGCAAAUUCAAACUAACCCCAUCGAAAGUUUCUUUCAGGGAAUAUUAUGUGAUUAAACAUUAUUCAUCCAAGGAACCUGGAAAGCUUUCUUGUAAGGUUCAAACAACCUGUUCCCAGCAACAAAAAGCCAAGAUUAUUGUAGUUUAGUUCAAUUAAAGGUGCACUCAGUAAUAUGUGACACCUAACAGUAUGGAUGCAGCAUCAGGCAAAAGCAACAGUUUUGGUUAGCAAUGCCUCAUAGAAAUACGGUAAUCAUAGUCAACCAUUUUGUUAUUCAUUUGUUAUGUGUAAAACUUUGUAAAUGAUGGAAAAUUACUAAGUGUAUCUUAAAAAAAAAAAAAAACAUCUAUUACCUGAGCUUUGAACAGUCAUGUGUUUGUGAAUGGUGCUCUGGUCAUCUGCUGGCUUGUUUCCAUCUUU
Messenger RNA from Myxocyprinus asiaticus (Chinese sucker), 6567 nucleotides. RefSeq names its product integrin beta-3-like. The record is from RefSeq and is a predicted model, not a curated record. Gene Ontology annotation, cellular component: cell surface; integrin complex; focal adhesion. Gene Ontology annotation, molecular function: fibronectin binding; integrin binding; fibrinogen binding. Bases 125 to 2188 code for a protein of 687 amino acids. NCBI's taxonomy places the organism in Eukaryota, Metazoa, Chordata, Actinopteri, Cypriniformes, Catostomidae. Gene Ontology annotation, biological process: cell-matrix adhesion; cell adhesion mediated by integrin; cell migration. The transcript has 11 exons.